Drosophila busckii is the source of this 2639-nucleotide messenger RNA. It is a transcript of the gene Stam, whose product is annotated as signal transducing adapter molecule 1. The transcript is spliced from 4 exons. Gene Ontology annotation, biological process: protein transport to vacuole involved in ubiquitin-dependent protein catabolic process via the multivesicular body sorting pathway. Lineage: Eukaryota; Metazoa; Arthropoda; Insecta; Diptera; Drosophilidae. Gene Ontology annotation, molecular function: phosphatidylinositol binding; ubiquitin binding. The record is from RefSeq and is a predicted model, not a curated record. The coding region runs from base 351 to 2423 and encodes 690 amino acids. Gene Ontology annotation, cellular component: ESCRT-0 complex.
CUGUGAACACAUUAGUCAUUUUUUUACACAAAAGCAAGAGGAAAAAACGGUGCGCAAGAUUAUUUUAAACAAAUACGCUGCAAAUAUUUCGUCUUAAUUAAUGCAAAUUACAAAUAAAUUCCAAGUCACUGUAAGGUAAACGCAGUGCUCUGGCCCAAAGCUGACUGACGACAAUAAGAACUACACCAGCUAACAGUGACAACGGGACUUUGUUUUGUGACGCAUGAAAAUCGAUUGCGAGACAAACAAGAAACACAAAAAGUGUAAUAACAACGAAACAACGUAGGCAAACGUAAUUAACAAUUGCACAAAUUAUUAAUAGGCAGCUAAGUGCGCGCUUGGUUAAAGAGAUGGGGAUAUUUGGGCAGUCGUCGCCAUUUGAUGCCGAUGUGGAGAAAGCCACCAGCGAGACGAACACAAAUGACAACUGGUCCUUUAUAUUGGAUGUCUGUGAUAAGGUGUCCACCAAUCCGCGCCUGGCAAAGGAUUGCCUCAAGGCCGUAAUGCGGCGCAUGGGACAUGCCGAUCCACAUGUUGUUAUGCAGGCCAUCACGUUGCUGGAUGCCUGUGCCAACAAUUGCGGCAAGCCUUUUCAUCUGGAGAUUGCCUCACGUGACUUUGAAACGGAAUUCCGUCGUCUGCUCAGCAAGGCGCAACCCAAAGUUAGCUUGAAAAUGCGACAGGUGCUGAAGAGCUGGGCAGAGAGUGACUUUAAGAACGAUCCAGAGCUGAACCUUAUACCCACUCUAUAUGGCAAGCUGCGCAGCGAAGGCUACGACUUUAGCAGUCUGUCGGAGAAGAGCAGCGGCAAAUCAGCGGCGGCCAAAGCAGCAGCUGCCAGCUUGGCCAAGGAUCCCAAUGUGGUGAGUAGUCAGCAGGAGGAGGAUGACAUUGCCAAGGCCAUAGAGCUGUCGUUGAAGGAGACCAAAGGCAGUCCCAAGCAGCAAUCAAGUGGAGGUCAAGGCGUCGCCUCCUCUGCCACCAAUACCAGCAGUGCCUAUCCAUCGCUUUAUCCAAGCUUUGGCACAAAUGGAGGAACUAGUAGCACCGCCGCUGCUGCUGCACCUUCCGCUUCAGCGCGCACUGUGCGCGCUCUAUACGACUUUGAGGCGGCGGAGGAGAACGAGUUGACAUUCUUUGCGGGCGAGAUAAUUCAGGUGCUAGACGACAGCGAUGCCAACUGGUGGAAAGGAUACAACGAUCGCGGCGAGGGCCUUUUUCCCUCCAACUUUGUCACUGCCGAUUUGUCCGUGGAUCCCGAACGCCUGGACAUCAAUCAACAGCACAAGCAGGCAACGCAGCCUACUGCGGCGCAGGAACAAAAGACUGAAGCGGCUGCGCCACAGCCCGUGGAAAUAAAUGAGGCCAAAAUUGAUCGACUGCUGCAUUUGCUGCACGAGGCGAAUCCCGAGGAUCCUUCGCAGGACAGCGAGGAAAUGAUACAGCUGGAGCAGCAGGUUCAUCAAAUGGGACCGCUCAUCGAUGCCGAGCUGGAGCGUGUGGAUCGCAAGCACGCGCAGCUCACCCAACUCUCCAGCGAUCUGGUGGAUGCCAUUAAUCUCUAUCACACUUUAAUGCGCGACGAUCGCGCUGCUGCAGCUCAGUUUGGGCCCACAGCUGGCGGCGCUUACAUGCCUGGAGGCUUUCCUGGUGCUGCUCUAUAUGGAGCACCUGGCUAUCCCAGUGCUGCAGGCUAUACGCCAGAACAGAGCUAUGCAAUGAUGCGUGGCUUACACUACAUGGCGCCACCGCCGGCGGCUGCUGCACAAGCAUCCAUGCCUUAUCAGAAUGGGCAUGUGGCGCCGCCUCAUCCACAGCAGCUGAACUCUUUACCCACGCACUUGACGCAGGCGCCAGCAGCAGUUGCUGGAGCACCAAACAUGUAUCAACCCAGUCCUGUGCCCAAUGCGCAGCAGCAGCAGCAGCAACCACCCUACACCAAUCAACAUUUGCCACCAGUUACCACUCAUCAGCAGCAGCUGCCGCAGCCGCCUACAAAUUAUCAACUUCCUUUGCCAGGCGAACCGCAGCAGCAACCACAAGCGUUGCCGCCACAAAUGCCGCAGGCUCCACCACAUCCUCAUGCUUAUAUGUCACCACAACAUCAACAGCCACAGCAGACCCAGCCGCAGCAGCUUCCUCCGCAGCCUCAGCCUCCAUACUACACACCAAAUGGACACUCCGUGAAUCCCGGCUAUAUGCCAGCCCAUGCGCAGCCAAUUCCCCAAGCAACACACAAUCAAAUCGAUCAAUUUAGUCAGCUGCAACAGCAAAUGUCAGCCUUGUCAAUGGCACAGCUAGGUGGCAUGCCACCACAAGCGGGAGCAGUUGGACCUGGAGCACCAGCAGCUGUUGCUCCCGUCUACAAUAUGCAAAACGAAGCCGUCAAGAAUAACAUUCCUAUCUAUCAGCAGCAGCGGUAAAACCGCAACAUAAAACUUUAGUUAACUUUACGCUUUACCCUAAACAAUUAAAUUUGAUUUGCCAAAAACAAAAACUUCAAAACUUCCUGUAUAAUUGUUUAAAAUUCUUACUUCUACUUCUGCUGUAACUAACUUCAACUGUUAAAAUCUCUUAUAUUUCUGCACUAUAAACCUUUUUUCGGCGCCAAAAACCAAGUUUUUGUUAAAAACGAAUUG